CAAUUUAUGGUCAUGACAUCAUCUAAAGUAAGAACAAUAUUGUCAAUACCAGAUCAGAAGACGAACUUGGGACCCAAACUACAGACAGAUGAUCUACUUCCUGGAUGAAUCUAAUCAUCUGACCAACACUUGGCUGUGUAUCACAAGUAUUCAAGUAUUUGAGUAUGGCCGCCGCGAUCGGAGUGCAUUUCAAUAUCUGAGUGAAUUAUAUAGGGAUGUUGAGAGGAAGAUAAAAGCAGCUGAGUUUGAUUGUUCUCAGCUGCAAUUACUCUUCAAGCCAUGGCCUAGCAAGAGUAAAGAUUCAUCUGAUGACAAGAAGAUAGAUAAGAUACAGCUUAACAAGGAGGAACCUGGAGAAUAUCUUAAAGAAACCUUAACACAGGAUGAAAGAGAAGCAAUUAAUGCCAUGGAAAAGAUACUUGUAAAGGCUGAAAAAGCAAGAAAUUUACAGAAAAAGGCUGAAGAUUGCCCAAAAAGUUACUCCAGGAAACUGUCUGCAUCAUCUCAAAUAGAAUUAACAGCAGAUGAAAGGGAUAAAACUAAGGAUGAUUCAUCUAAUGAAAGGAUAAAUUCCUUGAAAAAAGAUGAUGAUAAAAUCAAGACACAUAAAGUAUUAACUACGAAAGGACUUACACAAACUGCAGAUACCAGAAAACCUGGAGGAAUUAAAAGGCCUGUGUUAUCUAAUAAAAAUCAUGUGAAGGCACCUUUUCAAACAAAUCCAAGUCUUUCAUUUCCAAAAAAGUCUUCAAACCAGGAAGCCAUGAUCAGGGGGACAAGAAGUAAAAAGUUUGUCCCAAAAGGUGGGACAAUGGCCUUAAAGAGAGGGCCUGUUGCUGGCCAGCUAAAGUCAGUCAAUGAGAGGCACGGUGCACAAAACCAGAAGACGGCAAAAACUGAACUGAAGAAUCACCAGGAUGAAAAUUGUUCUGUGAUGGGAGAUAAAUUAGCAGAGGACACAUCCCAAGAACAAACAGAGAAAGCAGAGUCACCUCCCACUCACAACAAACACCCUAUACGUCACAACAAGUCUUCAUCUAGUCACUCUAGUCAUACUGAGUCAACAUUUGUACAUGGAGAGGAACAAAGAGUACCUGUUGUUAAUGAUUCGGCUCAGACAACAGACACAGAUAAAAAAGAACCUGAAACAGUGAACAGAUUUCUCUUGUUAAAAAAUGGAAGUAAUAUUGAGAUUCCAGUGAAACUGAGGAAGUUAGUCUCUGUGAAUCACAAACUCAGACAGAAAUUGUCCGUCAGAAGAAUGACUGAGAAGGUGGAUUCCAGGAAGUCUAGGCAGGAUUUUAUUGACUCAGUAGAACAAAUGUUUGAGUUAGAUCCUGGUUAUGAGGUGACUCUGUCUGUGGAGAGAGUGGAGCGGGAGUAUGAGGCUCUUAGGGAGACACUGGAGGGGCUGACAACAGAAGUAUCUGAUGAUGAAACUCAUGCAUUUGAAGUGCUAAGAACAAAGAAGAUGCUGGAAUUAGUUCUGACCAGAUUUUAUCAACUUCAGGAGGAAGUGUCCAUACAAAAUACAGAUCUCGGUCACCUGAAUCUCCUCAAACCUGACCCCCACAGAGGCCCCUCACCCCCAGGCAGCAGGUCAGCCAUGGUGUGGUCUGACUGUAUAGAUAAGUACACCCUACCUAUACUGAAUCACCAUGUACAGUACCACUCUGACAGACAGUUAGAGUGCUAUCUCCAUCUGGUGUUUCAGCUUCAGUAUAAACAACUUGUCAAUAAACUCCAGAGGAUCCUCGUAUCUAAUAUCACAGAUCUAAUGGAGACUGCUGAUCUCUCUCCAGGUGAUUAUAUGCAGUUGCUGAGGUCCUUUUGUUUUACAACAGACUCUAAAACCUACCCUGUAGUUGUUAAGGACACCAUGGAAGGCUCAGUACAGUCCUCGGAUUGACUAAAGAUAAAUUAAAGCUUAACUUGUUAUCCCUUUAUACUUUAUA
This is a messenger RNA of Saccostrea cuccullata (small rock oyster), 1955 nucleotides long. RefSeq lists its product as uncharacterized. Lineage: Eukaryota; Metazoa; Mollusca; Bivalvia; Ostreida; Ostreidae. Bases 89 to 1909 code for a protein of 606 amino acids. The transcript is spliced from 11 exons. The record is from RefSeq and is a predicted model, not a curated record.